Messenger RNA from Oryzias melastigma (Indian medaka), 2019 nucleotides. Its product is annotated as endothelin receptor type B. The transcript has 7 exons. The record is from RefSeq and is a predicted model, not a curated record. Lineage: Eukaryota; Metazoa; Chordata; Actinopteri; Beloniformes; Adrianichthyidae. Gene Ontology annotation, biological process: regulation of blood pressure; enteric nervous system development; vasoconstriction. Gene Ontology annotation, molecular function: endothelin receptor activity. The coding region runs from base 37 to 1425 and encodes 462 amino acids. Gene Ontology annotation, cellular component: membrane.
UGUAUUUAAAGGUUUGAGGUUGAAUUUGCUUCUAGAAUGAAACCAGGAAGAGUUACCAUGUGCCAAAUGUUCGGACUGUUCCUGGUCGUCUCUUUAGUUUCCGUCAGUCCUGCUGGUUGCCAAAGCAACUUCACAUCUCCUCCAUCAGACGGCAGAAGCCCGGACAUCCCCGGUUCUAAACCGGUUCCACAUCUAUCUAAUGACCACCGUUUUCAAGGGUCCAAUGGGGAGAAGCAUCUAUCGCAAGAGACCGUGAACCAGAUCCAGGCCCCUCUGGAGUCCGAACAAGGGAAAAUGAAGCAGUUCAACAAGCUCAAACCGAAACACGGCCGAAAGCCUCCGACCUCAAACUCCUCUGUGGGUCCUCAUAGGAAGCCGCCUCCCACCUGUCUACAGACCACGUCCAUCAAGACGGCCUUCAAGUACAUCAACACCGUGUUGUCCUGCUUGAUCUUCACUGUGGGGAUCAUAGGCAACGCCACCCUGCUGAGGAUUAUUUACCAAAAUAAGAGCAUGAGGAAUGGACCCAACGCUCUUAUCGCCAGUCUUGCCCUGGGAGACCUGAUUUACAUCGCCAUUGACAUACCAAUCAACGUCUACAAGCUCCUGGCGAUGCAGUGGCCUUUUGCAGACUCCACGUUUGGUUUGUUCCUCUGCAAGCUCUUCCCCUUCCUGCAGAAGGCGUCGGUCGGCAUCACCGUCCUCAACCUGUGUGCGCUCAGUGUGGACAGGUACCGCGCUGUGGCGUCCUGGUCCCGGGUCCAGGGCACCGGCAUCCCCACGGUCACAGCCGUGGAGAUCGUGGUGAUCUGGCUGCUGUCCGUCCUGCUCGCCGUGCCGGAGGCCGUCGGCUUCAACAUCAUCACCUUCGACUACAAGAACGUCACCAUGAGGACCUGCAUGCUGCAGCCGGACACGCCCUUCAUGACCUUCUACCAAGACGCCAAGGACUGGUGGCUGUUCGGCUUCUACUUCUGCGUCCCUCUGGCGUGCUCCGCCAUCUUCUACGGCCUGAUGACCUGCGAGAUGCUCCGACACCAGAAGGGAAGUCUGAGGAUCUCGCUGAGCGAACACCUCAAGCAGCGUCGAGAGGUUGCCAAAGCCGUCUUCUGCCUGGUGCUGAUCUUCGCUCUCUGCUGGUUCCCUCUCCACCUGAGCCGUCUCCUCAAGUGGACCAUCUACAAACCGCACGACGUCCACCGCUGCGAGCUGCUCAACUUCCUGCUGGUGCUCGACUACUUCAGCAUCAACAUGGCGACCGUCAACUCCUGCAUCAAUCCCAUCAUCCUCUUCUUCGUCUCCAAGAAGUUCAAGAACUGCUUCAAGUCCUGUCUGUGUUGCUGGUGUUACUCUGGCUCUCUCUCCAACAGCAUGCUGCCCCUCCACCAUGGGACCAGUCAGCAGUACAAACACACUGACCACUGACCGGCCCGGCGCCACCUGCUGGCCGGGACCAGCAGUCUCCUCUGUGUGACAUCAGCUUUCUGUGUCGCUCUGCUGUCACUCUUGACUUCUAAACUGAUUUUACAGUUUGAUGACAGAUUAUUAUUCCACAAAUCCAGCAGCAGAGCUAGAGUUCAUGAUCAGACGCCUGAAGGAUUCAGAAUUACUACAGUUUUACGGUUUCUGCCUUUUCUCAACCUGUGAUUAAAGCAAUACCAUCAGAUUUCCCUAAAACCAGGUGUUCUGAUGGUGAUAUGUCUAUGAACUCAUUUUUAUUGUAUUUAUCACUGAUAUUGUAUCCAUGAAGAGAUUGUAAAACUUUUUAUUUGUGAGAAAUUGAUUCAAAAGCUGCAUAAAGGGUUUUAUGUCACAGUUUAGUCUGAUAUGUAACCAAACUCAAGAAGUUUAUUUUGAUAUUUAACACAUUUUGAUUAUAAAACUCGUUUAUUUAAAAUAUAUUUUUAUUGUAAUUUGUUACAUUCAAUUUGUCAAAAUACAUGUAAGGACAUAAAUCUCUUUUGUUGAAAUAUAUCUUAAGUGUAAUUUUGAUUAAACAUGUAACACACCUUUUCAAAA